Molecule: messenger RNA, 3517 nt
Organism: Lathyrus oleraceus (garden pea)
Lineage: Eukaryota; Viridiplantae; Streptophyta; Magnoliopsida; Fabales; Fabaceae
Product: disease resistance protein RPV1
Exons: 6
Coding region: 123-3362 (1079 amino acids)
Biological process (GO): signal transduction; defense response
Molecular function (GO): ADP binding
Source: RefSeq, a predicted model, not a curated record
CAUUUCUAUAAACCAUUUUGAACUGUGUGGAGCGUUGACCUUAAAUAGUACUUUACUGAUUCAUAUCUAUAGAGUGAGUCUUGUGCAACCACUCAUCUUCUCUCAUCUCUAAUAACAAAUCCAUGUUUUCUUCAUCAUCAUCCAGACCCCAAUGGAUCUACGACGUGUUCAUCAAUUUCAGGGGAAAAGACACUCGUAGCAAUUUCGUCUCUCAUCUCUAUGCUGCACUAUCAAAUGCUGGAAUCAACACUUUUCUCGACGAUGAAAAUCUUCAAAAGGGAAAGGAACUUGGACCAGAGUUACUGCGAGCAAUCGAUGGUUCUCAGAUAUUCAUCGUUGUUUUCUCGGAAAACUAUGUCCACUCUAGUUGGUGUCUUGAUGAACUCCAACAAAUCAUGAAAUUUGACACAGAUAAGAAUCGAGUUAUUAUGCCUGUAUUUCACGGUGGUAUUACCCCUUCUUAUAUACGUGAAUAUGCUAAGCAAACUUUCGGAGAAGCUCUCACUAGAAGUAGCGACAGAAAUAAUUUGGAAAAUCCACCUAGGAGAACACUCAACAAUUCUUCGAAAUGGGAUAUGAGUAAUUUCAGUCAAAGGAGUGAUGUGAAGGAAAAUCCACGAAAGAAAGCACUCAUUGAUGCUUCGAAUUUGGCUGGUUGGGAUAUGAAUAAUUACAGUAAGGAAAGCAGUGUUGUGAAGGAGGUUGUUGGCCAAGUUUUGAAAAAAGUAGACAAAAAAUGCUUACCUAUCCCAGAUUUUCCAGUUGGGCUAGAAUCCCGUGCAGAACAGUUGAUUCGGUUUUUAAGACAUAACACAAGAGAAGUUUGUUUAGUAGGGAUUUGGGGAAUGGGGGGGAUUGGCAAAAGCACCAUUGCCAAGGUCAUCUACAAUAAUCUUUGUUAUGAAUUUGAAGAUCGAAGCUUCCUUGCUAAUAUUAGAGAAGUUUGGGCGAAAGAUAGAGGCCAAAAGGAUUUACAAGAACAACUUCUUUCAGAUAUCCUAACAAGAAAGAUAAAGGUGCAUAGCGUUGAGUUGGGAAAAGCUAUGAUCAAUGAACGACUCUCCACAAAACGUGCACUUGUUGUACUUGAUGAUGUGAGUACGCUGGAGCAACUAAAGGCACUAUGUGGGAGUCGAAAUGGGAUUGGUUCAGGAAGUAUAAUAAUCAUCACAACAAGAGAUGUGCAUCUACUUGAUAUCCUUGGAGUUGACUUUAUUUAUGAAGCGGAGGAAUUGAAUGCGUGCGAGUCCCUUGAGCUUUUCAGUUGGCAUGCGUUUAGGGAGGGGCAUCCAACUGAAGGUUUUCUUAGCCUCUCAGGAGAUGUAGUUUCCUAUUGUGGUGGACUGCCACUAGCCCUUGAAGUCCUUGGAUCUUACUUGUGCAAGAGGAGAAAACAAGACUGGCAGAGUGUAUUAUCAAAGCUAGAAAAGAUACCAAAUGAUCAAAUACAUGAGAAACUAAAAAUAAGCUUUGAUGGUUUAGAGGAUCGUAUGGAAAAGGAUAUAUUUCUUGAUGUAUGUUGUUUCUUUAUCGGUAAAGACAAAGCUUAUGUUACAGAGAUACUAAAUGGUUGUGGAUUUCAUGCUGAUAUUGGAAUAACAGUGCUGAUAGAAAGAAGCCUCAUCAAACUUGAAAUGAAUAAUAAGCUUGGAAUGCAUGCUUUGCUACGAGACAUGGGAAGAGAAAUUGUUCGUGAAAGUUCACCUGAGGAGCCCGAGAAACGUAGUCGACUGUGGUGUCAUGAGGAUGUAGUUAAUGUAUUAAAUGACCAUACCGGAACAAACGCCAUUGAAGGAUUGGUUGUGAAGUUGCAAGGGACCAGUAGUGUUUACUUCGAUACUAUUGCUUUUGAGAAAAUGAAGAGGUUGAGAUUAUUGCAACUUGAUCAUGUACAAUUCAUAGGAGAUUAUGGGUGUUUUCCAAAGAACCUGAAAUGGCUUUCUUGGCAAGGAUUUCCUUUAAAAUACACGCCAGAAAACUUUUAUCAGAACAAUCUAGUCGCUAUGGACUUAAAAUACAAUAAUCUUACACAAGUUUGGAAGAAGCCUCAGUUGUUGCAGAAGCUAAAAAUUAUCAAUCUCAGUCAUUCCAAAUGCUUAAAAAGCACCCCUGACUUUUCAAAAUUACCGAACCUAGAAAAACUCGUUAUGAAGGAUUGUCAAAGUUUGUCUGAGGUGCACUCAUCCAUUGGAGAUCUCAAGAAUCUUCUUCUAAUAAAUUUGAAGGAUUGUACAAGCCUUAGCAAUCUCCCAAGAGAGAUAUAUCAAUUGACAUCAGUGAAAACUCUCAUCCUCUCCGGCUGUUCAAAGAUUGACAAGUUGGAAGAAGACAUGGGGCAGAUGGAAUCCUUGGCUACACUGAUUGCAAAAGAUACAUCUGUAAAAGAAGUUCCCUAUUCAAUACUAAGAUUAAAAAGUAUUGGAUAUAUAUCCUUAUGUGGAUAUGAAGGAUUACCGCAUGAUAUUUUUCCAUCUCUCAUUAGGUCUUGGAUGUCACCAACAACGAAUCCCUUAUCACACAUUCCUCCUUUCGGUGGUAUGUCAAUGUCUCUUGUUUCCCUGAACAUAGAGACUAAUAGUUUGGGUUUGGUCUAUCAAUCAAAAAUACUUAGGAGUUGUUCAAAACUAAGAAGUGUUUCGGUACAAUGUGACUCAGAGAUUCAACUGAAACAAGAGUUCAAAAGAUUUCUUGAUGAUCUAUAUGGUGCAGGUCUUACUGAACUGAGAACAUCACAUGCAUCACAAGUUUCGGAUCUUUCCUUGAGAUCUGUUUUGAUUGGAAUUGGAAGUUGCCACAUUGUCAUCGAUACUCUUGAGAAGAUCUUAUCACAGAGAUUGGCAACCAAUUGUAGCAAUUCUUUCUUUCCGGAAGACAAUUAUCCUUCUUGGUUAGUCUAUAGAGGUGAAGGAGCUUCGGUAAGAUUUCAAGUUCCCGAGGAUACUGAUUCUGUAAUGAAGGGCAUAACUCUGUGUGUUCUUCAUUCAUCAUCAUCUGAAAAACUAAGAUCGGAAUGUUUGACUAGUGUCUUGAUUAUUAAUUACACAAAAUUCACUUUCCAUAUUUACAAAGGAGACACAGUAAUAUCGUUUAACGAUGAAGAUUGGCAAAGCGUGAAAUCAAAUUUAGGAGUUGGUGACAAUGUGGAGAUAUUUGUAGCUAUUGGGCACAUAUUGACUGUUAAGGAGACAGCUGUGUAUCUAAUAUAUGGAAUGGAAGUUGAGCCAACAAUUCAAGUGGAAGCACAACCAUCACCUGAUGUGAAAGCAGAACCAUCACUUUUUGUCAAGAAUAAACCAUUACCGAAGACAAAAAGAAUUUCUUUUACAAGACUUGCAAAAAGAGUGAGAAAAUGUUUAUGCUGAACCAGAAUUGAGAUCUUACCGAUUUUAUAUUGGACAUGCACUUUAUUAUAUAUGGAACUCUCUUGUAUGUUUUGUAAUAUAUUUUAGGGAGAGACUAGGGAGGAUGUACAAUGCUUGCUUGGGCAUUAAUGUGACUUGCAAAAUUUUUAAUCUUA